AUGUGCGCCAGGACGGCCAUCCGCCACUUCCCCGUCGACGCUUGUGUCCCCUCGAUGGCUCGGCCACAACAUGCACAUGGGCGGAUCUCUCAUGUGCGCCCGGUAGACGUUGGAUUCAAGGUCGGUAUUGUCUCCGUUGCCUUGCCUUGCAAACUCGUCACCAGUGCGAAAAUCAAAUCUCCUCAUGGCGGAAUAUCGGGUUUGUACCUCGGAAUACAAGGCCUGAUCACGGUGGUGGUUGGUCUGGAGGUGGCGGGUGCAGUCCUCGUUUGCUAUGGCCAGAGGGUGUUGCAGGAAACAAAAUCUACCAUCAUUAUCAUCACCGGGCUUGGCGUCCAGACAUUCAGCCUGAUCCUCAUAUUGGGCGUUUGUGUCGCGGCAUUCUGUCACGGCAGCAAACGGGCCUACGGCCAUCAUACAAAAGCUGAGGAUGAUUCACUUCUAGCAAAUCAUCGCCGAGGCUUGGAAGCAGCCAGCGUGGCCAUCCUGCUCCAUUCGGUAUAUCGGAUCGUCGAGAUGGCGAUGGGCAUAUCUGGGAUCUUGUUCCAGAGCGAGACGGCUUUCAUGGUGGCUAAUGGAGCAUUACCGCUUGUAUAUUGCAUGCUGUUGUCGAUAUUCCACCCGAAAAACGCCGCCAAGCGGCCGUCGACUUCGGCUUCACGCGCCGGCGAAAAACGCAGGCGACCGGCGCCGCUUACGCCAGAGGACAGCUACCCUGCGCAUCAUGGAUACGCGCCAAAUAUUGCGCUGCAGCGCUCGCCCAGUUCGCAAAACAGCCACACUUCGAACCCUCCAGAAGUACCUUCGGGGUCGCCUGGGCUGCCCGCCAACCCACGACCGACACAAAAGUCAGCGCCUUCGCCCCCGGCAACGAAUGUACACGGCAGUAAACCGACACCAAUACUGGGCAGUGCCAGCCCUCAGAGGGUAUGGAAAAGAGGGAAGGCACCACAAGAGAUGGUGGAGACUGAUAGCUUGUGGUAG
Molecule: messenger RNA, 984 nt
Organism: Cordyceps militaris CM01
Lineage: Eukaryota; Fungi; Ascomycota; Sordariomycetes; Hypocreales; Cordycipitaceae
Exons: 5
Coding region: 1-984 (327 amino acids)
Cellular component (GO): plasma membrane; fungal-type vacuole
Source: RefSeq, a predicted model, not a curated record